Molecule: messenger RNA, 2767 nt
Organism: Osmerus eperlanus (European smelt)
Lineage: Eukaryota; Metazoa; Chordata; Actinopteri; Osmeriformes; Osmeridae
Gene: tap1
Product: transporter 1, ATP-binding cassette, sub-family B (MDR/TAP)
Exons: 13
Coding region: 227-2416 (729 amino acids)
Biological process (GO): oligopeptide export from mitochondrion
Cellular component (GO): mitochondrial inner membrane
Molecular function (GO): ATP binding; ABC-type oligopeptide transporter activity; ATP hydrolysis activity
Source: RefSeq, a predicted model, not a curated record
GGCUCGGGUAGGCUAUAAGGGGACUUUCCACUUGGAAAAGCAGCUACUUUCGGUUUUAGUUCGAUACAGCACAACCCCUUCAACAGGCAGCCGCAGCACCUUAUUUUUUAUUUCGAUGUAGAUUAAAGCCAAUUCUGAAGGAUUUGCAUGGAAGAUUUUAACUCUGGAAGAUAAUCCAUAUUCCGGUAGCUCAAGGUUGAGUGUCGAAAACACAGAAACAGUUGGGAUGCAGAAAAUGAGUAUGUUGUCGCCACUCCUCUAUCUGUUUGUGGAUAUGUGUGCGGUGUGGGCGAUCGGUAUGUGCCACCUUUCCCCACUCCUCCUCCCCCACCCCUUCAUCACCCUGUGGGGUGGAGGUCUUUUCCGUGCCUGCCUCUUUCUCUUUCUCACCGCUACCUACCCUGGGACCAUACCAUGGAUGAGCAGCCUGGAGGGAGUCCAGACUAUGGGAGUACUUUGCUCUCUCUACCCAGUCUACAUUAGCCUUCUCUGGACGUUUGGAGUUUCCACCCUGGAUCAGCUAUGGGGAUGGCACUCAUGGCAAGGGCUUUUACAGAGCUAUGGCGUGACAGCUGUGGCCUGGUUAUAUUGGACGCGCUACGUCCCGACUCUAUCCAGUAAGAUCACUGAGGAACCUGAAAAGACUGGGUCCUCGCUGCAGAGGCUGCUGGGAUACAUGAAGCCCUACAUGAUACGUUUUGGAGGGGUGCUCUUUCUUGUGGUCAUCUCGUCACUUGGUGAGAUGGCGAUUCCACAUUACACUGGCCGUAUGACAGACUGGAUUAUGAAUGAAGAUGAGCCUGAAGCCUUUUCUUAUGCUAUCACAAUUAUGACAGUCAUCACCAUCUCCAGUGCCCUUUCUGAGUUUGUGUGUGACCUCAUCUACAAUAUCACCAUGAGCCUUAUACACACCUCUGUACAGGGCUUGGUCUUUCAGUCUGUUCUAAAACAAGAGAUUGCAUUCUUUGAUAGUAAUAAAACAGGUGAGAUAGUGUCACGCAUCACCACGGACACUAACACGAUGAGUGAAUCUUUGAGUGAGAAGUUGAGCUUGCUUAUGUGGUAUUUUGCCCGGAUUAUUUUCCUUUUUGGCUUCAUGCUCAAUCUCUCCUGGAAGCUGUCCCUUUUCACUGCCAUGGGACUCCCCAUCAUCCUUGUCAUUCCAAAGAUAUCAGGAAAGUUCCACCAGGCACUUUCCAAAAAGGUUCAAGAGUCUCUAGCUAAGGCCAAUCAUGUUGCCACGGAAACAUUCUCCUCCAUCAAGACAGUGAGGAGCUUUGCCAAUGAGGAAGGUGAAACAGAAAGAUACAAAAAAAGCUUGGAGGACACUUACACUCUCAACAAAAAGGAAGCUGCUGCCUAUGCAGCUUCCACCUGGACCAAUAGUAUGUCAAGCCUGGCACUUAAGGUCAGUAUCCUGUACUAUGGUGGGAUGCUGGUAACGAGAGGGGACGUCAGCAGUGGAGACUUGGUGUCUUUCGUUCUGUAUGAGCUCCAGUUCUCUUCUGCUGUGGAGGUUUUGAUGUCAUACUAUCCACACGUGAAGCAAGCAAUUGGUGCAUCUGAGGAGAUAUUUGAGUACAUGGACAGAAAGCCCCAAGUUCCUCCAGAAGGGUCUUUGGCCCCCAAAACACUUAAGGGCCAUGUUGAAUUCAAGAAUAUCACAUUUGCUUAUCUUGACAAAGAAAAAAACGACAAAACUACACUGAAGAAUCUGUCUCUGGAGCUGAAACCAGGCAAGAUUACUGCUCUGGUGGGUCUGUCUGGUGCAGGAAAAAGCACCUGUGUCAGUCUUCUGGAAAGGUUUUACCAACCCCAGGAAGGAAUGAUUCUGCUAGAUGGAGAGCCCCUAAAUAGCUACAAUGACCAGUACCUACAUGACAAGAUCAGCGUGGUGAGUCAGGAGCCAGUGCUGUUUGCCCGUUCUGUCAAAGAGAACAUCAAAUAUGGAUGUGAGGGCAUGUCGGAUGAAGAAAUGCACCGUGCUGCAGAGCAAGCCAAUGCCCACAAAUUCAUUUCUGAACUGCCCAAUGGCUAUGACACAGAUGCUGGGGAGAAGGGGGGACAGGUGUCAGGGGGGCAGAAGCAGCGAAUUGCCAUCGCCAGAGCUCUGAUAAGACAACCUCGGGUACUGGUGCUGGAUGACGCCACCAGUAACCUGGACACCGAAAGCGAGCACAUGGUGCACCAAGCCCUGCUGAAGGACAGUAAUCGUUGUACAGUGCUAUUGAUUGCCCAAAAGAUGAGCUCAGUGGAGAAAGCCAGCCAUAUUGUUGUUCUCAAGGAGGGAGAAGUCUAUGAGGAGGGGGGCCAUGAUGAACUCAUGAAGAAUGAUGGGUUCUAUGCAGAAUUGGUGAGGAAACAGAACAUUGGCUUUCAGCGUAAAGACGAGGGGAUGGAAAUUGGAAAUGCUUAGACACUCAAGUCUUUUGUUGAUUUUUCUUUUUCAAAUCCAAUUUCUAGUUUCAAGUUCUAUUGCUCCAUAUGUAUAUAAUCUCAUAUCAUCACCAAAUUGUUGCAACUCCAUCAGCUACAUAACAUACUGUACAUCAGAAGAAAAACCUGGACAACAUCUUGCUAAAUUAUAUAAUUUUAUAAAGUAUUUAAAUUCCAAAAUGCAUUUAUUUUUAAUUGUGUGUUGGCUGCAAAGUUUAUAUUUCCUAAACACUGAUCGUAAAUAGGUAUAAUUCCAUUGAGUAAUUUUACUGUAAAGAUGAUUCCCCUUUUUUUCUAAAUUUGUGUUUCAAAUAAACAUUUCUAACAUUUU